AAAUUUUCCAUUUUAAUUAUAGCUACUUCGACAACUAAAAUGCAUACAAUUGAGAUUAACUGAAUGUGUAUUCUAUGCUGUUCAUUUAUCACUUAGGAGUUUUUAUGUUAAAUGCAUUUCUUAAAAGAGGAACAGAAACCUGUACAGUUUAAGACUGAGGUUGGGGAACCAAGCAACACCAAAUGAGACUUAGAAUGAAAUUCAGCCAUCGAAUUGCAAUAGCCGGAGGUGUGGGAUUCAUACUGGUCAUUUAUCUGGUGUUGGUGUAUUUCAAUGCCAUGCCAGAUAUUUUCAGUUCCCACCAAGAAAAGUUGCGCAACUUUAUUGCACAAAAUCCCCUUACAUUCCACCUUACGGGAGGUCGACCGGUGAAUGGCCAGUGCAGUUCAGAGUUUAACAUUCCAAGAGGCGUAGUUAGCACACAGGAUCUUGCAGAGAGAACAAAUUACAAAAGCUCUGGUGGAGACUAUAUUUUACCACAUCCAUCUAUUGAGCAGGCUGCUUACAGUUCAGACCUGGAGCCUCUGACGGUCCUCAUUGUGCCUCACUCUCAUGUGGAUCCUGGCUGGGUGGAAACAGUUGAUGAAUACUACACCCGAAAGGUCAGAGCAAUUCUUGACGGGAUGGUCCGUAAACUACACCUGUAUCCCGACCUAACCUUCAUCUGGGCCGAGAUAGUGUAUUUUAGCCGCUGGUGGGAGGCCCAGACACAUCUCGUACAGUUACAGGUGAAGGACCUGAUCAAGCAAGGUCGCCUGGAGAUGGUGCUUAGUGGCUGGGUGAUGCCAGAUGAAGCCUCCACCUCCUACUCCAGCGUAAUUGACCAGCUCACCGAGGGGCAUCAGUGGCUCUACUCCAACCUCGGCAUUCGGCCAACCACCAGCUGGUCAGUGGACCCAUUUGGGCACUCGGGCACCAUGGCUUACCUGUGGAAACAGGCUGGAAUGGAGAAUAUGGUAAUCGGGAGAAUCCACCAAGCUACUAAAGGCCAAAUGAUCAGAGAGCAGAGCCUGGAGUUCUACUGGAGACAGUUUUGGGAGAGCUCUGAUGAUAGAGAUAUUUUUUGUCAUGUGAUGCCGUACAUGAUAUACAGUUUACAUCGAACUUGCGGCCCGGAUCAGUACAUCUGUGCCCAAUUUGAUUUCAAGCAAAGACCAGGAGAUCCCAUGAAUGUGUUUGUAAAGCCAAUAGGUGCAGGAAACAUUAAGGAAAAGGCUAAGCUCUUGUAUGAACAAUAUCGUCUGAAAGGGAGUCUUUUUAAGCACAACACCAUUAUGGUUCCACUUGGCGAUGAUUUUCGAUUUGACAUGCUGGAGGAAUGGGACCAGCAGUAUGAAAACUAUAAACAAUUGAUGGAUUAUAUGAAUGCAAAACCAGAGUGGAAAAUCAAGGUCAAGUUUGGAACACUGAGUGAAUUUUUUAAACAGAUAAAGAAGUCUGAAAGUUCAAACCGUUUAUCUUUUCCUACAAUCGCUGGUGAUUUUUUCCCAUACUCGGAUCAUGACAGUUCUUACUGGACUGGGUAUUUUACUACAAGACCGUUUGAUAAAAGGUUUUGUCGUGAAGUGGAAUCAAAGCUUAGGGCUGCAGAGAUAUUACAUUCCUUGGCAAUAUCCUACAGCAAAAAGUGGGAGACUAAAUAUGUUGCAAUGGACAAGUUAGCAGUGCUUCUUAUAAAGGCACGAAGGUAUUUAGGUCUUUUCCUUCACCAUGAUGCAAUUACUGGUACAGGAAAGGCAUAUGUUGUUGAAGACUAUGAAAACAAGUUGUUCUCAUCAUUUCAGAAAACUGGCAUUGUACUCAAUUCAGCCAUGCAGUACUUGUUAACCCAGGGGAAACUGACUAGUGAGCCUUCAAUAUUUGAGCAGGAGCUCACGCGAGUCGAUGGUAAGCAAUCGUCCUUGCAUGGCAAAAUAACAGUGUCCAAAAUUGGGACUCGAGUGGCAAUGUUAAACCCUACAGGGCACUUUAGAUCUGAAUUUGUUGAGUUCAUUGUGGACAGUGUUGACCUUGAAAUAAAAGAUGCCAAAAGGAAGUCAUUGCCAUUUCAAAUUAAUCCAGUUUAUACAUCUGCUACAGAAAUUGACAGAACUUUGUUCGAGGUUGUGUUUUUAUCAGAAAUCCCAGCUUUCGGAAUUGAGACAUACAUUUUCCAAAAGACAACUAAAACCCCUAAAAGUUUUUGGUCAUCAAUCAAAAUUCACAACUCUGAUGAAUUUAUUGUGGCACCUGAAUUGAAGUUCGAAUACGAUCGUCCCAGAAGACACGGCAAUGUUUAUGAACCAAUAUUUCUUGAGAAUGAACAAAUUGGUGCAGAGUUCAAGUCAUUCAAUGGUUUAUUGACAAAACUUGUUGAAAAGUACAAUAACAAAACAAAGGAGACACAAGUGUUGUUGGACUUUAAGCAAUAUCAAUCCAGAGGAAGUGGUGCCUACAUAUUUUUCCCGUCAGGUCCUGCAUCUGAUAUUGUGCAACCAGUCCCAAUAAUAAGAGUUGUGGAAGGGCCAUUUUACUCGGAGGUACAGGUGGUGUUCUAUUGCAUGUAUCACCGAGCGAGGUUGUACAACCAUCCCGGGCUACAGGGCAGGAACCUCUUGAUUCAGAACACACUGAACAUGUUUGCUCUUAACAUGCGCGACAAAGAACCCAUUAUGAGAAUAUCAACCGAUCUGCUGAAUGAAAGAGGUACAUUUUUCACUGACCAAAACGGUUUUCAAUUUAUUCAGAGGAAACGUCACCCUACUGAUGUGAACUAUCAAAACAUCGAGAGGAAUUAUUAUCCCAUGACAACAAUGGCAUUUCUGCAGGAUUCCAUGACGCGGGUAACUCUUCAUUCGGGACAGUCUCUGGGAGUAGCCUCCCUUGAAAAGGGCUGGUUAGAGGUUAUGCUGGACAGACAGUUGCUGUAUGACGAUGGGCGCGGGCUCGGGGAAGGGAUAUCAGACAAUAAACUCACCAUUACAAAAUUCAUUCUCCAAAUAGAGCAAAGUGAGACUGUAUUGCGUGAGGAAACAUUCUCUUACCCUUCCAUAAAUAGCAUAGUGACAAAUGAAUUUUUGAAUCAGCCUUUACAAAGAAUGUUUUCCCUAGUAAAUUCUGAUAUUAUAUCGUUGAAUUUUUUACCUAUGCUGAGUAGUUUACCUUGUGAUAUUUCUUUGGUAAGCUUGAAGACUUUGUUCAAUGGUGAUCACAGUUACAAUGAAACCGGUGUGGUGUUACACAGGCGUGGUUUCCGCUGCGGAUUUAGGGAUGAUGGUGCUAUGUGUUCGGAAAAAGAUGUAAACUUGGUGGGUUUAUUCCCCACUGUUAAAGAUAAUUAUGUGAAGGAGACAUCUCUGGUUCAUACACUUAAAAAGGAGAGCAGAAUCUCUUUAAAACAAUUGUCUGUGUCUCCUAUGGAGAUUAAAUCAAUUGUUGUUCAGAUUCCUCCAUGAUGUGUUGAUGAGCUGUUUAUGCCCCCGGAUCGAAUGAUCGGGGGUAUAUUGUUUUUGGCCUGUCUGUCUGUCAUUCUGUCUGUCUGUCUGUCUGUCUGUCUGUCAUUCUGUCCCAAAACUUUAACCUAGGUUAAAGUUUUAGGUUAAAGUUUUGCAAUAUUGAAUAACUUUUGCAAUAUUGAAGAUAGCAACUUGAUAUUUGGCAUGCAUGUGUAUCUCAUGGAGCUGCACAUUUUAAGUGGUGAAAGGUCAAGGUCAUCCUUCAAGGUCAAAGGUCAACAAAAAAAGCGGCGCAUUAAUUUAGGGGGCAUUGUGUUUCUAACAAACACAUCUCUUGUUUGUAUAGCUUGGCUAUUGUUAUUAAUUAAGUGCCAUCUGUCCUAAACAGUUUAUAGAAUGUUUAAACAUGUUACGUAACAACUAAAAAGUUUAUAUAAUAGAAACAACAGACAAUAGUGCUACAAUUUUGCGUUUAGUGCAGAUUCACUACACCUUGUGAGUUUGCUGCUAAAAGAGCUUUGUUUUAUUUCAUACAUACAAACGAUUGACAUGUGUAUUGUUAUCAUACAUACGAACAAUUGAAAAGCAUACCGGUAUGUAUUAAUACAAAAAAUCCUGUAUACAUGUAUACAUGUAAUAUUCCUUUUAUCCCUGGCAUUCAAAUUGAUAGGAAAUGUUUUAUGUUUGUCAAAAAGGAAUUAGGUUGUACUUGAAUAAUGCUCUAAAUUGGUUAAGACAGAGAUACAGUUUACAGAGAGCUUAGAUUGGAUUUAUCUUAUAUAUUCAAUUUACAAAACACUAAUUUAAUUUUAUUUCCAUUCAGGAAUGUACUUAAAUUGUAUCAUUUUAUAUUUUUACUUAUACUAAUCUUUUGAAGUUGUCUUGUCUGCAUAUUUUUAUGAUGUCCAUAUCUUGUGGUAUUUAUUCUUUUUAAUAUCAAAAACAUUUAGAUUAAAAUUCAAUGUUUAGAAUUACAUGUACAUGAAAUUUAUAUUAAAAAAAUAUUUAAAAAAAAUACUAUCAAUUAUACUCCAUUUAUCACCUAUUGAAUGUUUGCUCAUAAUAUGUUGUAUUGUGAACAGACGUCUUCUUAUCUCCCUUGCUACUUGGGUAUGAAAAAAAGUGUAUGCUUAGUUGAAUCUUGUGCCAUUUUCAAUUGUAUUUCAAUCAUAUGACAGCAUUCAGUUAACAACUCACCUUUAUGCAUCAACGGAUACCCACGACUAAUUCAUUCCGUUGCUCUCCAGUAUUAGCCAUGGGACAAUAUAAGCAAUACACGCCGUUUUGACCUUAACUGUAACCUUUCAGUAGACCAACGAAAUCGCAUAUUACAAAAAGAAUUUCGCUUUGGAGGUGUUAAUGCUUCGCCUGGAUAAUUGCGAUUUGAUACACCAAGCUUUUCCAUCCACCUGUCAGAGUGCUUAAAAAGACAUCGCGCCCAUGUAAGAGACUAGAGAUACUUUUACUCUGAAAGUCGUUUAAAUUCUCAAUUUUAAAGUAUAUGCAUGCACAACGAAAUUCCAUUUCUACGGACGAGGCAAUUUUGACAACAAACCCGAAAUCUCUAUAGUACGAGUUGUAUCAUUGGUCAAAAAUAUCCUCAUGAAACCGUGAGGGAUCCAAUGAAAUUACUGGAUUUGACACACACUAAAACGGUGAAAAUAGCUCAUUAUGUCCCACGGUCGAUAAAUGGAGAGUAACGGAAUGGGUCGAACGUGGGUAUCCGACAAUGACCUUUAGUCGGAUAGCUGGUUUACCAGUACUGAGUCAUUAACCCUUUGCAUGCUGGGAAAUUUGUCAACUGCUAAAAUGUUGUCUGCUGAAUUUCUAAAAUUAGCAUUUUUUUCAUUUUUUUCAAAGAAUACUAUCAGAAUAGCUAACAGUUUGGAUCCUGAUGAGACACAAUGUUCUGUGGCGUCUCAUCUGGAUCCAAACUCUUUGCAAAGGGCUUCAAUAUUCGGUGCCAGCACUGAAAGAGUUAAAAAGCACCUACUUAUGCCAGUAACAGACAACUGCCGUACUUGAUGGGUAGGGAAAGAAUUAAAGAUAACAGGAUUUCAUGAUAAAUGGAGUCAUCUUCUGGGUUGGGUAUCGAACCUGUGAUAGUCGGAUUUGUAGUUCACUGCUCUACCAUUUUAAGCAUUUGUGUCUUGUUCUGAGAAAACUGGGCUUACUUCAUGUGCAUAAAGUGUCGUCCCAGAUUAGCCCGUGCAGUCCACACAGGCUAAUCAGGGACGACACUUUCGGCUUGAAUGGUAUUUUUAGUUUCAAGGAAGUCCCUCCUUAUUGAAAAUCAAGUUUAUGCGGAAAGUGUCGUCCCUGAUUAGCCUGUGCGGACUGCACAGGCUAAUCUGGGACGACACUUUACGUACAUUCAUUAUGACCAGCUUUCACAGAACAAGACACAUUUUAAGCAACUACCGGUAGGCCCAGCACUAGGUACAAUGUAUUGGAAGAAUAAUUUGACCCCAUGGAAAUGCUAUGCUGUGAUACAGUUAAUAUGGCUUUUAGCAAAAUGCAAAUUGUUCAGUCAAAAUGAUAACACAAGUAGACCAGUAAAUGCCAGAUGUAGCAGAUGCCAGAGUGAUUUCUAUAAAUAGUUCUUCCAUUAUUUGAUCAAUAACGUGUAGAAAGGUUAACUUUAUGUUGUAAAUUAAACACAUAUAUAAACAAAGAAAUGCUAUGAUCAUUAAAAACGUGAUGAAGAAAAUCUAGUAAUCAAUUAUGUUGAAAAACAUAGCCGCCAGGGGCGUGGCAUUUUUCCUAAUAUGGCUAUAGUAAAACCUUGUUAACACUCAGAGGUCACAUUUUUUUGUCCAAACAUCAUGAAACUUGGUCAGAAAAUUUGUCCUAAUGAUAUAUUGGACGAGUUCGAAAAUGGUUCCAGUUGGUUGAAACUUGGUCAGAAAAUAUGUUUUCAUGACAUCUUGGAUGAGUUGAAAAAAAUGGUUCUGGUCUGUUGAAAAACAUGGCCACCAGGGGGCGGGGCAUUUUCCUUAUAUUGCUAUAUGUGGCUAUAGAAAAACCUUGUCAACACUCUAGAGGCCACUUUCAUUGUCCAAUCUUCAUGAAAGUUUGUCUGAAGAUUUUGAAAAUGGUUUUGGUUGAUUGAAGAACAUGUUUGCCAGGGGGCAGGGCAUUUUUCCUUAUAUGGCUAUAGUAAAAACUUGUUUACACUCUAAAAGUUACAUUUAUUGUCCAAUCUACAUGAACCUUGGUCAGAACAUUUGUUGUAAUGGUAUCUUGAAAGAGUUUGACAAUGGUUCCCGUUGCUUGAAUAACGUGGCCGCAGUGGGGGGGGGGCAUCUUGUUAACACUCUAGGGGCCACAUUUAUUGUCCAAUCUUAAUGAAACUUGGUCAGAAGAUUUGUCUCAAUGAUAUCUUGGACAAGUUCGAAAAUGGUUCAGGUUGGUUGAAAAACAUGGCUGCCAGGGGCGGGGCAUUUUUCCUUAUAUGGCUAUAGUAAAAACUUGUUAACACUCUUAAGUCACAUUUAUUGUCCAAUCAUAACACUUGGUCAGAACAUUUGUUUAAAUUAAAUCUUGGAUCAGUUGGAAAAUAGUUCUGGUCAUUUUAAAAACAUGGCCACCAGGCUUCGGGGAAUUUAACCUAAUAUGGCUAUAGUAAACCUUGUUAGCACUCUAAAAAUUACAUUUAUUGUUAUAGUUCACUCUUCAUGAAACUUGGUCAGAACAUAAUAUGUUCUUAUGAUAUCUUGAGGCUGCACUGAGUAGGUCAGUUCCUUUGUAUCUCAGGUGAGCGACUUUGGGCCUUUCAGGUCCUCUUGUUAUUCUUUUGUUAAGAUACUUGUGUGCUAUAUAACAACAAAGCUAUGUACAGUGGAAUAAAAUCUACGCAUAAUCCACUUUUCAAUGCCUGUUGGGAUGUGACAGUUAAAUGCCGUGAAGUUGGGAAAUUUUGCAUUGAUUUUCUUGACAAUGUAAAACAAAUUGCUUGAUUUAUAACUUUUGAAUAAUUAUUUUAAAACUUACAUAAAACAGAAAAUAAUAAAACAAAGGUAUCAGUUAAAUAAAUAUUACAACUUAAAGCUCUUUCUUUUUAUACCAAGCAGCUCUAUUUUCAAACAUCAGAAUGUCAAUCUGUAAUUUUAGGACUGAUUUAGAAAAAGAUACUUUUUGCAAUUCAGAAUAAAGCCAAUUACAGCUAAAAAGACAGCAAAAAGCCCUGCUUGAAAUGUUGGGCUUGUGGUUAGCUGGAAGACUGGCAGGUGCUAAAAGUGUAGAUAUUAACCCAUUUCAUUAUUUUUGGGGGGUGAUUCAAUUGGUUUAGUUACAUGUAUAAGAACUGCCGGUGUGUGAAAAGUGUGUUAGGAGAUUGUAAUCAUUGGGAAUAUUUAUGUUAAGCCUAUUUUUCAGUCCCCUACCGGUGAAACCGUAGGGGACUUAUGGUUUGCGCUCUGUGCAUCUGUGAGUCUGUCUGUCACACUUUUCUUAAACCUGCGAUAACUUUAAAAGUUCUUCAAAAAAUUUCAUUAAACUUGAAAUAUGGACAGAUGGCAAUAUGGAGAUUAUGCAGGUCAUUUCAUUUUGUUCCUACAUCAAGAAUUCUGGUUGCUAUGGCAACAAAUAAUACUAUAAAUAUUGCUGAAAAUGGUUGAGUUUCACCAGUAGAGGACUUUUAUUGCUUGGCAAGUCUUGUUUUUUCUUUUGUGAAGAAUAUAUACCUUUUUAAUUGUAUUUUGUAAUUAAAUUUGAUUAAUAUUUGUUAUAUACAUGAUGUCGAAUCCCAAGUUAUUUAUGUAAUCGUUAUUUAUAAUCAUGUUUUAAAAAAUUGUUGUGACAUUUAUAAUAUUUUUUUUAGGUUUUUGAUAAUGGACAAUUUGUUACGGAUUAUUAAUGACCAAGUCCACAUAAAAAGACUCAAUGAAUUUUAAACGUAGUUCUACUUAUAAAUGUGUUUAUUCUAAUGAAUAGAUAUCAAAUUAGUAACAAUUCUUUCAUCGUUUCAUUUUAUUGUAAAUACCUACAGACAGAAGUUGUGACAGGUUGUAACAAAUGUUGUUUACUUGUUAAGGAUAGCAGUAGUCUGCUUUUCUAGGCUUCCAAUUGUAUUUUAAUUGUUUAUGUAAUUUUAACUUUUGAUAUGUUAUGCAGAGUAAUGACUCAAAAUUGUUUUCCCUUCCUGUUCUGAUGGUGUGUGAAUAUACAUGAACUGUACAAAAUAUAAUAUGAAUGAUUCAAAAUCCUUCUGUUUAACAUGUUGUAGCUUUUUGUUAUAUUGUAUACAUACAAGAAUGAAACUAUAUUGCAAUGUAUAAAAUCAUUCCAUUUUUAUCAUAUCAAAAAUCAUUUAUUUAAAAUAAAGUUUUU
Messenger RNA from Dreissena polymorpha, 8765 nucleotides. RefSeq names its product alpha-mannosidase 2-like. The transcript is spliced from 5 exons. Gene Ontology annotation, molecular function: alpha-mannosidase activity; carbohydrate binding. The record is from RefSeq and is a predicted model, not a curated record. Lineage: Eukaryota; Metazoa; Mollusca; Bivalvia; Myida; Dreissenidae. Gene Ontology annotation, biological process: N-glycan processing; protein deglycosylation; mannose metabolic process. Gene Ontology annotation, cellular component: Golgi membrane. Bases 183 to 3434 code for a protein of 1083 amino acids.